AUGAGAUUUCACUUCGAUCCAAAUAAUGUUAAUCGAAUCAAAUAAUAAUAACAAGAUAAGCAAUAGAAAUAACCUAAAAUAGAAUUGCCAGAUUCAACAAAUGUAGUCUAAAAUAUACAAUCUAUUUCAAUAGAAUUGACAAAUGAAAAUUCAAAUAUGGUAAUUUUAAUGUAAAUUUAGGAAGUACAUUAAGGAAAUGAUUAAUAAAAAUUACUACCAGAAUUAAAUUAACACAUCUAUGAACCAAAGGAAUAAUGGGAGAAAUUACCUGAUUAUCCAUUAAUAAUUUCAGAAUUGAAAGUUCCUGAUUGUAAUCAAAAUGAAAUUUAUCUUGCUUUAUAUGAAUAAUGUUUUAAUGAAGAAAUUGUCAAAUUUAAAGAACAUUAUUCAUAAUAUAAGGAACUAAUUUUUUACUGCGAUAAGAUGCAAGGAAUGAUGAGUGCUUUUCUUAAAAAGGAGAGAUAAAUGAAGGAGAAAUAUUGUUAACCUAAUUAAAAAGAUUUACCAUAUCAUAUUAAGAAAUUAGAAUAUUAAUAAUAAAUUAAGGAGUAUGAAAAAUCUAUUGAGAAAUUCAUUAAAGCUUAGACUAAAAUACAAUAGAUUAUAUCAAAUGAUAACCUAUAACAUGUAAGUAUAUAAAUGAUCAAUCAUAUAAGUUAUGAUUAAUCAUUAAAUCAUGAUAUUUUUAAUUAAAGAAUAAAUGAAUUUCUUGAAAAGAAUUAAAAUUUAAAAGAAUAAUUACAAUAAAGAACAACAUAACAUGUAUUGAUUAUUAUAUAUAAUUAUUAGUUUGUAAAAUUAUUGAAUGAUAGUAAGAAGAUGUAAGAAGAAAAUUAAGAAAUUUAAAGAUAAAUCUUGUAACUUGAAUAAAAUUUAGGAAAAAAUACAGAUUAAUUUUAAGUUUUAAAUUGUUUCAUUUGA
Messenger RNA from Paramecium pentaurelia, 921 nucleotides. The record is from the annotation of a GenBank genome assembly. NCBI's taxonomy places the organism in Eukaryota, Ciliophora, Oligohymenophorea, Peniculida, Parameciidae.